AUGCUGAGCGUCUGGUGGGGAGUUAUGGAAUCUGCCGUUUCGAACUGCUGCCGGACAACACGACAGUUACUGCCGAGGUCUACUGCGCUCAAAUGCAAAGAAUGGCCGACAAAAUCUUGGAAACUCUGGAAGAAAAUUCUGGAGCUCGAAUGGGAAGUUCUUCCGCACCCAGCGUUCAGCCCGUACUUGGCCCCGAGCGACUACCACCUCUUCCGAUCACUUCAGCAUCACCUGGAAGAGAAGCGCUACGAUGAUCGUGAUCACCUAGAAAAUGACCUUCGGGCUUUCUUCGCCUCCAAGUCGCCGGAGUUCUACGCCAAAGGAAUCCGUGAUCUUGUGAGGGGUUGGCAGAAGGUUGUCGAUACUGAUUAUUAG
Necator americanus (New World hookworm) is the source of this 375-nucleotide messenger RNA. RefSeq lists its product as uncharacterized. The coding region runs from base 1 to 375 and encodes 124 amino acids. The transcript has a single exon. The record is from RefSeq and is a predicted model, not a curated record. Gene Ontology annotation, molecular function: nucleic acid binding. Lineage: Eukaryota; Metazoa; Nematoda; Chromadorea; Rhabditida; Ancylostomatidae.